CAUCGUAAAUUAAUUUACGGAAUUGUUAGUAUCGAACAAGAUGGUGAACAGAGAAUGUUGUUACGAAAAGGGAGUGGUUACACAAUUUCGCUCUCAGUGAAGUGGGUGAAAUGUAUAUUUGUGUCAGGAAUAUAUGGAAACUAUUCUUAGGAUAUGACACAUUAAUAUAAACACUUAUUUCGAGUAUUUUUGUGGUGAUACUACCGAACAAGCCAUCAUCAUGAAGAAACAGUUCCUGAGAGUGAAACAAAUCGCUGAUCAAACGUUUCUCAGAGCUGAGAAGACUGAGGUAUUAAACGAAGAUCUCAUUAAUGCUGAGAAACGAGUUGAUCAAAUUAAACAAACAUGCCAAAGUAUUGGGAAAAAAAUGGCAGCUUGUCUUGGAACUGAGACUGUUUCAGUUGAAAAAAAACUGAAAAAAAUGCCAGAUAAAAUUUUGGCUCAAAUUAUGGAAGAAAGUCGUAAUCAGUUAAGUGAAAAUUCAAUUCUUGGUGCCAUAUUAGGAGAUUGUGCAGAUGUUCAAGUUCUUCUAGCAAAGGAAUUAGUAAACUACGAAGUUAGUGUAGAAAAAAAUAUUUUAUCUCCAAUUUUCCAGGUGUUGGAGAAUGAAAUUCCAAAUAUUACAAAGCUAAGAAAACAACUUGCAAAGUUGACACUUGAUAUGGAUGCAACAAGAACGAGGUAUCAAACUGCUGCAAAACAUUCAUUAUCUAGCAGUGUGACAACUGCUACAGCAAAGGCUGAUUGUUUAAAGGAUGAAUUGGAAGAUGCAUCAAUGAAAGUAGAGCAAUGCAGGGAUUCCUUGGCAGCUGAAAUGUUUGCACUAAUCAGUCGAGAACCAGAAUUUGCUCAACUGAUCAUUGAAUGGUAUCGUUUACAAGCUAAUUAUCAUAGAGCUGUUCUAGGCAUAUUAGACUCAGCUUUACCAUCAUUUGAAAAUAUCAUCAAGGAUUUUCCUCAGAAACCAGUGUUUGGUUGUUCUCUAGAGGAACAUUUGCGUAUAUCUGACCGUCAGAUAGCAUGGGUAAUUGAAUCCUGUGUUGGUUUUCUGCUAGAAUUUGGCAUUUGUGAAGAGGGGUUAUUUCGUAUUGCAGGGAGUUCAUCAAAGAUGAAAAAACUGAAGAAUGCAUUUGAUGCAGGUGUUGUUGAUAUGACAGAAUACAUUAGAGACCCACAUGCUGUUGCAGGAGUUCUAAAAUCUUAUUUAAGAGAAUUACCAGAACCACUCAUGACUUUUGCUCUCUAUGAUGAAUGGAUGGCUGCAGCUAAAAUAACUGAACAAGAAUCUCGUCUCCAGGCAUUACAUCUUGUAGUUUCAAAACUUCCAGAGCAAUAUUUUAAUAAUCUAAAAUAUGUUGUGAAGUUUUUAGCAGUGUUAGCUACAAAUGCUGAGAUUAAUAAAAUGUCUCCUCAGAAUAUUGCCAUAGUGAUGGCACCUAAUCUGAUUUGGCUUCCAAAAGAAGACUCUUCUAUGCAAUUUAGGCAAGUUUUUUGUUCACUUUCAGGAAAUAAAUUAUAGAGGUUGUACUGAGUAGUGCCAAAAUCAUCACUUUGUAAUAUUUUUAUUAGAGUGGUGAUAAAAAUCCUAGUUUGUUUGUUUCGACAUUCAGCCUGAAAUUGAAUCACAAAUCACAUUUCAGGAAAAGCAACAAAAUGUUAAGCUUCUGUACAAUGGGAGUCCCAUAAAUCACACAUCUAGAAAUUUCAUGACAUCACAUCUGGAAGUUCUGGAAGAAAAGUAGGAAGUGACAUUGAGAACCAAAGGCAGUUUUGUGCAAUGUCGUCCAGCAUUUUCAGAUUGGAGUCUUUUAUUGACUGAUGGAAAUUUUGGGGAAUUUGUUGGGAUGACUUUUUUCAGUAGACUAAAACAAAAAUUUUGACAUGACACAACCUGUUAAAUACUAUUUAAACAUUGUGAUGAAAUGGGUUAUUCAGAAUUAUUCAUUAAAAAUUUAUUUAAAACUGAUUCCUAUUGCUGACAAGGAGAUGGUCAGACAUUUGGGUCUCUGAUUCAAAUGAAACUUGUUGAGCGUGUAGCCCUAAACACAAACAGCUCCUUGUCCAAAUAAUAGGAU
Molecule: messenger RNA, 2075 nt
Organism: Centruroides sculpturatus (bark scorpion)
Lineage: Eukaryota; Metazoa; Arthropoda; Arachnida; Scorpiones; Buthidae
Product: rho GTPase-activating protein 44-like
Exons: 13
Coding region: 221-1519 (432 amino acids)
Biological process (GO): regulation of Rac protein signal transduction; positive regulation of GTPase activity; signal transduction
Cellular component (GO): intracellular anatomical structure; cytoplasm
Molecular function (GO): GTPase activator activity; protein binding
Source: RefSeq, a predicted model, not a curated record